This is a messenger RNA of Coregonus sp. 'balchen', 21888 nucleotides long. The record is from the annotation of a GenBank genome assembly. NCBI's taxonomy places the organism in Eukaryota, Metazoa, Chordata, Actinopteri, Salmoniformes, Salmonidae.
AUGCCAGCAGGUGAGUACACACAUACCAUAGCUUGGUUAAUAAAUUAAGCCCUGGCCUUAUGAAUAUAGGAAACUGAGUAACAGACUAUAUUUAUUCUCUAGGUGAGAGUGAAGCUCGAGCUAAGACCAGGGCCAGUUUUGACGAGGUCUUCAAGAGAUACACUGACCCGGCUACAUCGGAGAAGAAAAAAGUGAAGAAGAAGAGCCCAGCUCAGCCAGAGCAGGAGAGUAUUGUGGUACGUUCGAAUAGGUCAGAUUAAGAAGGUUUGGGGCUGAAAUCACUUUAACAAUAUUUGUUGUGCAUGGUUUCUGUAAAAUUAACUUCCAUGCACAUAAAUGCCUAUUCUUACCUUUGCAUCCCCACUCUUCUCUUUCAGCUCCAGACUUUGAAACAAAACCUUGACCUUGUGAAAGACACAGAGGACGAUGAGACUGUUCUUCAGAACAUCUACCACGCUGAACGGGGCAGCCCUCGUUUCACCAAGAACAAGCGUAGGGAGAGGGAGGUAACAGAGAAGGUCAACAACAACAACAAUGGGAACCAGGACGAGGAGGAGCAACCAAUCAACGGGAAGAGGAAGGGUAAAAGUACAAGGGAGCUGCCUCCAGCCCCAGUGCAGCAGGAGAACAGUUAUAUCAUUAAAAUCGACCAGACUGACAGUACUGCUGGAAAUGCCAAAACACCUAAAUCCAAGGCCUCCUUGGAGUCGGAAGAUCCUGGGAAUAUACAGAGGAGAAAGAGUAAGAAAGGGAACAGUAAAGAAGGAGAGGAGGAGGUGUCCGGGGCCCAGAGUGGGGAUGCGGUGGAAGCUGAGGAUGAGUUGCUUCAUGAGUACCAGCAGCAGAUGGCACAGGAAGAGGAAAUGGCUACUGUGAAGAAGACUGUACACAAGAAGUCAACAACAGACAAGACCAAUGCUGCCGCUCAGGAAGUAGUAGCAUUAAACAAUGAAGGUGCAAAGAAGAAGAAGAAGAAGCUGAGGUCGUCAUUGGAUCUGGAGGAGAGGGAGGCGAGGUUUGUAGAAGUCUUACAGGAUGAACUUUCAUAACUAGUAAGGUUUGCAUGAACCUGGAAGGAAGCUGUAAAUGACCUAGCCAGAUCUGCUUGUGCUAUCUUGGCAACCUUUAUAGCCAUAUUCUUGGCAUAACAAUGUCCAUAGAAGUUGGCUAUAAAGCAAAAACAGAUCUGGGACCAGGCUAUAGGCCUAAACUACCCACUAAUGCCAUGGAAAAUAAUUAUGAUAAUAUAUUCUAUUUUGUUUUACAGUAUGAUAGAAGAUCUGCAGAAUAGCCAGUCUGAGGAUGUCACUGAGAGGAAGCGGUCCAAAGAGAAGAGCCAAGAGAGCCACCAAGAGGAGGACGAGGAGGACAGACUAGAAUCUUUAAAAUCUAAAGGCAAAAAGAAGAAAAAAAUUAAGCAAGGUGGGUAGAAAAAGCUAAGAAAACAUUCCGCAGGUCAUACAACUUGCAUUAUGAACAGUUAGGAAUUAUGUGGCUAAGCUCUUCUUGAAAAGUUGGUGUGAUGUUUUUUUGCUAUCUUCAAUAACAUUAGUUAGUGUGAUACUGUACGAAGAUAGGGAAGCACAAAAUACUCUGCUUUACUUGGAAGGUGAAUAACAUAAUAACAUUGAGUAACACUUCUUUCCCUGGUUGUAGUGGUGAAGGAGGCGAGUGAUACAGAGAUUGCUGAAACUCCUCAGGGACCAGUCUUUGAUGACAACCUGGUCCUGGGAGUCUACAUCCACAGGACAGACCGCCUGAAGACUGACCUGUUGGUCUCACACCCUAUGGUCAAGAUCCAUGUUAUUGAUGAGAUGACUGGGCAAUACGUGAAAAAAGAGGACAGGUGAGAAAUGGUUUUGUUAGUUUGUGAUUUUGUUCAUUGUGGGUUUUUGGUGUUACUAGCUUGGUGGUCCAGAUCUGUUUCUGCUGUCAUUUAACUCCUAUGGUUGUUGUUUGGCAAUAAACAUAGCAGUUCGUAGCAUAAACCGAUCUGACUAUGACCAUAGCAGUUCGCAGCACAAACCAAUCUGGGACCAGGCUAGUUGUUACAUGUUGCCGUCACAACAAAUUAAAAAACUGGUGGUGACGAGAAUUUUGAUCAAAUCGUUUUUGUAUCCCUCUCCGUAUUUUGCAGUCAUCGUCCGGUCUCGUCGUUCUACGAGCAGGAGAGUGUGGAGCAUAUCCUUCCCAUCAUCACCCAGCCUUUUGACUUCAAGAAGAACAAGUCAACCGUUCCAGAGUGGGAGGAGCAGAUCAUCUUCAACGAGCGCUUUGGAUAUUUCCUCCAGGAUAACCAUGAAGGCCCUAGAGUUAUGCUAUUUUUUGAGGUAAAAAUAAUGCAAAGAGGAUGAGUGUGUGACACCAAUAUCUUCCUUGUGCAAUUUUCAAUGUAUUUUUUCUUGCAGCAGUAGGGGAAAAAAUCUUGACACACAUUAAGCAUCAACCAGAAACUUUUUCCAAAAGGCCAUUUUGAAAAGAUUGUCUCUUAAAUAUAUUUCAGGUCCUGGAUUUCAUGACCAUGGAGGAAGCCAGAGCCAAUGUUGACGUCGACAGACAUGAACGAGGGUUUCGAAAGAUCGCCUGGGCAUUUCUAAAGGUAAUGCAUUUAGAAAUAUUUUUGUCAGGUCGUUAUGAAUAACAAUGAGUUUUUCCAUUAUUGAAGAAAAAAAACGAUUUGUAACAAUUUUUAUUUCUACAUCUCUGUUCCCUGCAGCUUGUGGGCACUAACGGAGUGCUGAACAUCGACAGUAAACUGCGUUUGCAGCUCUUCUGUCCCCCUCCCCGGGGCAAGAGACAAGAAAAGACCAUUGAGGUGGUGGACUGGUGGAGAAGAUAUCCCCGUAGCAGAUACACAUCCACCCUCUACAUCACUGUGAAAGGCCUCAAACUACCCGAUCAUGUAAGUCAAAACUGCUUUGAAAUCAUACUACAUGUUACUGAAAUGUCUGCUUUAGCAAAACUACCACUACCACCACUAUGAUGAUAAUGCAAAUAAUACUAAUAGCAAUAGUAUAAUAAUAAUGUAUUAGUACGUUAUUAGUAGUAGCAGUUUAGUAGUAGAAAUCAAAUCUUCAUCCAUAAGGAGUUGCUGUUUUAUUUCCCAUGGGGUGAGUUGUGGUUUGACCAUAUGCUGUGUUGGUCUGUUGUGUAGGUGGACCCUAGUAUCCGCUCCAUGAUGGCCCUGCAGCAGGAGAGAGGCUCCACUUCCUUUAGCGAGCUGCAGAGUGAGAUCACCAGGAGAACCAUAACACAACCUCUAGGCAACAAACCUGAGCUCCGUUGGAGCAGAAUGCCUGGCCAGGUCUGUUUACUAAAUUAUCUAUUUUCUAAGAAUCUCGAAUCUCUCUUCUAACAGUAUCUAACUGCUACCUAAUUCAAGGGCUGUCCAAUCGUUGUUGGUACUCCCGAGUGGCGCAGUGGUCUAAGGCUGUGCCACUAGAUCCUGGUUCGAAUCCAGGCUCUGUCGCAGUCGGCCGCGACCGGGAGACUCAUGGGCGGCGCACAAUUGGCCCAGCGUCGUCCAGGGUAGGGGAGGGAAUGGCCGGCAGGGAUGUAGCUCAGUUGAUAGAGCAUGGCGUUUGCAACGCCAGGGUUGUGGGUUCAUUUCCCACGGGGGGGCCAGUAUAAAAAAAAAAAAUAUAUAUAUAUAUAUGUAUGUAUUCACUAACUGUAAGUCGCUCUGGAUAAGAGCGUCUGCUAAAUGACUAAAAUGUAAAUGUAAAUGUUGUUAUAAAGUCAUGAAGGCAUGUUGAGAAACACAACUUUGAGACAACAUUUACGCAAUGUUCUGUGGUGGUUGUGUGUUUGCUGGGAAAUCCAGAAAUGCCAUCAAUUGUCCCCAGAUGUGUUAUUUGAUUAAGUUGAAUUUAUGUUACAGGUGUGCCGGAUCCCUAAUAAGCCCAUGCUGUCGUUCCGUGGUGGUCAGAUGGGUUGUUUCACGAUACGAUUCUCCCACAACGGGAGGAGGCUGGCUGCUGCGUGUGCUGACAGAGAUGCUUUCCCCAUCAUAGGUAAGAAUUGUAAACCCCUGCUCAGAUCUCUCUUAUUGCUCAGUGCCUUCAGAAAGUAUUUAUACCCCUUGACUUAUUCCACAUUAUGUUGUGUUACAGCCUGAAUACAAAAUUGAUUAUAUAGAUUAUUUUUCUCACCCAUCUACCCACAAUACCCCAUAAUGACAAAGUGAAAACAUGUUUUUAGAAAAUUUAGCAAAUUUAUUGAAAAUGAAAUACAGAAAUAUUUCUCAUUUACUUAAGUAUUCACACCCCUGAGUCCAUACUUUAUAGAAGCACCUUUGGCAGCUAUUACAGCUGUGAGUCUUUAAGAGCUUUCCACACCUGGAUUGUGCAACAUUUGUCCAUUAUUCUUUUCAAAAUUCUUCAAGCUGUCAAAUUGGUUGCUGAUCAUUGCUAGACAACAAUUUUCAGGUCUUGACGUAGAUUUAAGUCAAAACUGUAACUCAGCCACUCAGGAACAUUCACUGUCUUCUUGGUAAGCAACUCCAGUGUAGAUUUGGCCUUGUGUUUUAGGUUAUUGUCCUGCUGAAAGGUGAAUUCAUCUCCCAGUUUUUGGUGGAAAGCAGACUGAACCAGGUUUUCCUCUAGGAUUUUGCCUGUACUUAGCUCCAUUCCGUUUCUUUUUUAUCCUGAAAAACUCCACAGUACUUCAUGAUUACAAGCAUAUCCAUAACAUAUGCUUGAAAAUAUGGAGGGUGGUACUCAGUAAUGUGUCGUAUUGGAUUUGCCCCAAACAUCACACUUUGUAUUCAGGACAAAAAGUUGAAUUUCUUUGCCACAUUUUUGGCAGUAUUACUUUAGUGCCUUGUUGCAAACAAGAUGCAUGUUUUAGAAUAUUUUUAUUCUGGACAGGCUUCCUUCUUUUCGCUCUGUCAAUUUGGUUAGUAUUGUGGAGUAACUACAAUGUUGUUGUUCCAUCCUCAGUUUUCUCCUAUCACAGCCAUUAAACUCUCUAACUGUUUUAAAGUCCCAUUGGCCUCAUGGUGAAAUCCCUGAGCGUUUCCUUCCUCUCAGGCAUCUGAGUUAGGAAGGACGCCUUUAUCUUUGUAGUGACUGGGUGUAUUGAUACAGCAUCCAAAGUGUAAUUAAUAACUUCACCACGCUCAAAGGGAUAUUCAAUGUCUGCUUUUUAAAAUAGGUGCCCUUCUUUGCGAGACAUUGGAAAACCUCCCUGUUUUUUUUGUGGUUGAAUCUGUGAAUGAAAUUUCACUGCUUGACUGAGGGACCUUACAAAUAAUUGUAUGUGUGGGGUACAGAGAUGAGGUAGUCAUUUGAAAAGUCAUGUUAAACACUAUUAUUGCACACUGUAAGUCCAUGCAACUUAUUAUGUGACUUGUUAAGCAAAUGUUUACUCCUGAACUUUUAUUAAUUUGUAAAAUUUCGAGAAACAUAAUUCCACUUUGACUUUAUGGGGUAUUGUGUCUCGGCCAGUGACACACAAUCUCAAUUGAAUCAAUUUUAAAUUCAGACUGUAACACAACAAAAUGAGGAAAAAGUCAAGGGGUGUGAAUACUUUCUGAAGGAACAUGCCUGUUGUUCUUCCUGUUGUAAUGUGUUUUCACAUAUAGUCUUUAAAAGAACCGAUCUCAGUCCUCUUUAAAGUGAACUCUGGAGUAAAAAAGAAAGAGCAAAAUAACGCAGUUCUCUUUGAAUUCACACUGCCCUUGCCUUUGAAUGAGGACUUAACUCUUUUGCCAGUUCACUUCACCUAUUUUGUUGUCCGAGUCCUCUUUGCAUUCACAUUGCUAUGCUUAAAAAGGAACCAAGAUCUUUUUCCAACAUUCACUCGAUGCACUCUGGGUCUUUACAAAGUGCAGGACAAGCCAUUUCAUCAGAACGUGUUAUCGGACAGCUAGACAUACCUACUUACAUUUUGGAAGCUAAUAGAUUGCAUUUAGUUCAAAGAUGAGACAUAAUAGUAAUCAGAAGAGACUAUUAACAUGUACAUAUUAUUGGUAACAGAAUAAAUAGGAGAAGAAUAACUGCAGAUUAAAUAAUGCUGUAAUUGAAAAUUGUACACCCAAUGUAGGCUACUACCCCUUUAAGAGCUAGAAUUGGUUUUGUACCCUAUGUUGUGAUUCUUACCCAAUAUGUUGCCGUCUCACACUAUUCAAACCCCACAAUCCAAUAAACAGCUUAUGGAGCUCUCUUAGUCUUACAUAUUGCAAAAAAAUUAUCUGAAGGAAAAAUUCCACACACAUCUUGGAAUUUCUGUGCAUCCUUGGCAAUCGCUAAUCAGUAUCCCAAAACAGCACAUGUUUCUUUCUGCAAAACCUGCACAUCACCAUCUUCUGUCUUUUGUGGCACCAAUGUCAAAUCAAAUUUUAUUUGUCACAUACACGUGUUUAGCAGAUGUUAUUGUGGGUGAGGCGAAAUGCUUGUGCUUCUAGCUCCGACAGUGCAGUAAUAUCUAACAAUUUCAGAACAUAUACCCAAUACACACAAAUCUAAGCAAGGAAUGGAAUUUAAGAAUAUAUACAUACAGUGGGGAAAAAAUGUAUUUAGUCAGCCACCAAUUGUGCAAGUUCUCCCACUUAAAAAGAUGAGAGGCCUGUAAUUUCCAUCAUAGGUACACGUCAACUAUGACAGACAAAAUGAGGAAAAAAAAUCCAGAAAAUCACAUUGUACGAUUUUUUAAAUGAAUUUAUUUGAAAAUUAUGGUGGAAAAUAAGUAUUUGGUCAAUAACAAAAGUUUCUCAAUACUUUGUUAUAUACCCUUUGUUGGCAAUGACACAGGUCAAACAUUUUCUGUAAGUCUUCACAAGGUUUUCACACACUGUUGCUGGUAUUUUGGCCCAUUCCUCCAUGCAGAUCUCCUCUAGAGCAGUGAUGUUUUGGGGCUGUCGCUGGGCAACACGGACUUUCAACUCCCUCCAAAGAUUUUCUAUGGGGUUGAGAUCUGGAGACUGGCUAGGCCACUCCAGGACCUUGAAAUGCUUCUUACGAAGCCACUCCUUCGUUGCCCGGGCUGUGUGUUUGGGAUCAUUGUCAUGCUGAAAGACCCAGCCACGUUUCAUCUUCAAUGCCCUUGCUGAUGGAAGGAGGUUUUCACUCAAUCUCACGAUACAUGGCCCCAUUCAUUCUUUCCUUUACACGGAUCAGUUGUCCUGGUCCCUUUGCAGAAAAACAGCCCCAAAGCAUGAUGUUUCCACCCCCAUGCUUCACAGUAGGUAUGGUGUUCUUUGGAUGCAACUCAGCAUUCUUUGUCCUCCAAACACGACGAGUUGAGUUUUUACCAAAAAGUUAUAUUUUGGUUUCAUCUGACCAUAUGACAUUCUCCCAAUCCUCUUCUGGAUCAUCCAAAUGCACUCUAGCAAAUUUCAGAAGGGCCUGGACAUGUACUGGCUUAAGCAGGGGGACACGUCUGGCACUGCAGGAUUUGAGUCCCUGGCGGCGUAGUGUGUUACUGAUGGUAGGCUUUGUUACUUUGGUCCCAGCUCUCUGCAGGUCAUUCACUAGGUCCCCCCGUGUGGUUCUGGGAUUUUUGCUCACCGUUCUUGUGAUCAUUUUGACCCCACGGGGUGAGAUCUUGCGUGGAGCCCCAGAUCGAGGGAGAUUAUCAGUGGUCUUGUACGUCUUCCAUUUCCUAAUAAUUGCUCCCACAGUUGAUUUCUUCAAACCAAGCUGCUUACCUAUUGCAGAUUCAGUCUUCCCAGCCUGGUGCAGGUCUACAAUUUUGUUUCUGGUGUCCUUUGACAGCUCUUUGGUCUUGGCCAUAGUGGAGUUUGGAGUGUGACUGUUUGAGGUUGUGGACAGGUGUCUUUUAUACUGAUAACAAGUUCAAACAGGUGCCAUUAAUACAGGUAACGAGUGGAGGACAGAGGAGCCUCUUAAAGAAGAAGUUACAGGUCUGUGAGAGCCAGAAAUCUUGCUUGUUUGUAGGUGACCAAAUACUUAUUUUCCACCAUAAUUUGCAUAUAAAUUCAUUAAAAAUCCUACAAUGUGAAUUUCUGGAUUUUUUUUCUCUCAAUUUGUCUGGCAUAGUUGACCUGUACCUAUGAUGAAAAUUACAGGCCUCUCUCAUAUUUUUAAGUGGAAGAACUUGCACAAUUGGUGGCUGACUAAAUACUUUUUUCCCCCCACUGUAUAUGGACAAGCAAUGACAGAGCGGCAUGGACUAAGAUACAGUAGAAUAUUAUAGAAUACAGUAUAUAGAUAUGAGAUGAGUAGUGCAAGAUAUGUAAACAUUAUUAAAGUGACUAGUGUUCCAUUUCUUAAAGUGGCCAGUGAUUUCAAUAGGCAACAGCAGCCUCUAAUGUGCUGGUGAUGGCUAUUUAACAGUCUGAUGGCCUUGAGAUAGAAGCUGUUUUUCAUUCUCUCGGUCCCAGCUUUGAUGCACCUGUACUGACCUCGCCUUCUGGAUGAUAGCGGGUGAACAGGCAGUGGCUCGGGUGGUUGAUGUCCUUGAUGAUGUGAGGGGUUAUGUCAGGGGAAACGGUGUUGCAGUAGUCUAGUGUGUGUAGUGCGGGAAUAAUGACAAGCGAACCUGGGGAGCUUUGUCUUCACAUUGCCCUGAAAAAGGGAACCGGACCACGGAAUUCAAGCGAACCGAACUCAGACCACCUCUCGAGAUGGUUUCAGUUCGCUUCGUGGGUUCUUUUGAGGGGUCUGAGUUUCUUUGAAGUGUUCACACUGCACAAAAGCUUAAGUGAUCCACAUUGAGUUCACAAACAUUGGCUGAAAAGGACCAAAACACCCUAAAACGUUAGUUACACUGAGCUAAGGAGAUUGAUUCACUUGAGUAAUGAAUUCUGUGUGUUACUCCCAAACGAGUAUGAAUUAUUGAUUUAUUAUUUUAGUUAUCUAAUCGUUUUUGUUUUGUCAGUGUAUGAGAUUCCUUCAGGCAAGGUGUUGGCUGCCUUCAACGGCCACCUCAGUAUCGUGUAUGAUCUCUGCUGGUCCAGAGACGACCGGAGCCUCCUGUCUGCCUCCUCUGAUGGCACUGUCAGGUAAAUGGUCUACCUGUACCUCAAAUAUACCCUGCCUGGGAAAGAGAAACAUGGAGCCUCGAUUAGAUUACGCUGAUGCUUAGGAUAUAUUUGUGUACGUGUUGUCACUAAUAUAAUGUAUUGAUGUCAUACCCACAUAUCUCCUCUAGGGGGCAUGUGUGCACUAGGCACCAUGCCUCUCUCUCUAAUGGUGCAUGCACAAUAUACAGCGCAUUCGGAAAGUAUUCAGACCCCUUCACUUUUUCCACAUUUUGUUACCUUACAGCCUUAUUUUAAAAUUGAUUAAAUUGUUUUUUCCCCCUCAUCAAUCUACACACAAUACCCCAUAAUGACAAAGGCAAUAACAGGUUUUUAGAAAUGUUUGCAAAUGUAUUAAAAAUAAAUAUCACAUUUACAUAAGUAUUCAGACCCUUUACUCAGUACUUUGUUGAAGCAUCUUUGGCAGUGAUUACAGCCUUAAGUCUUCUGGGGUAUGAUGCUACAAGCUUGGCACACCUGUAUUUGGGGAGUUUCUCCCAUUCUUCUCUGCAGAUCCUCUCAAGCUCUGUCAGGUUGGAUGGGGAGCGUUGCUGCACUGCUAUUUUCAGGUCUCUCCAGAGAUGUUCGAUCGGGUUCAAGUCUGGGCUCUGGCUGGGCCACUCGAGGACAUUCAGAGACUUGUCCCGAAGCCACUCUUGCGUUGUCUUGGCUGUGUACUUAGGGUCCGUUCAUCUUUCCCUUGAUCCUGACUAGUCUCCCAGUCCUUGCCUCUGAAAAACAUCCCCACAGCAUGAUCCAACCACCACCAUGCUUCACCGCAGGGAUGGUAUUGGCCAGGUGAUGAGCGGUGCCUGGUUUCCUCCAGACGUGACGCUUGGCAUUCAGGCCAAGGAGUUCAAUCUUGGUUUCAUCAGACCAGAGAAUCUUGUUUCUCAUGAUUUGAGAGUCCUUUAGGUUCCUUUUUGCAAACUCCAAGCGGGCUGUCAUGUGCCUUUUACUGAGGAGUGGCUUCUGUCUGGCCACUCUACCAAAAAGGCCUAAUUGGUGGAGUGCUGCAGAGAUGGUUGUCCUUCUGGAAGGUUCUCCCAUCCCCACAGAGGAACUCUGUAGCUCUGUCAGAGUGACCUCCCUGACCAAGGCCCUUCUCCCCUGAUUGCUCAGUUUGGCCAGGUGGCCAGCUCUAGGAAGAGUCUUGGUGGUUCCAAACUUCUUCCAUUGAAGAAUGAUGGAGGCCACUAUGUUCUUGGGGACCUUCAAUGUUGCAGAAAUGUAUUGGUACCCUUCUCCAGAUCUGUGCCUCGACACAAUCCUGUCUCGGAGCUCUACGGACAAUUCCUUCGACCUCAUGGCUUGGUUUUUGCUCUGACAUGCACUGUCAAUUGUGGUACCUUAUAUAGACAGGUGUGUGCCUUUCCAAAUCAUGUCCUGUUUUCGCUUUGUCGUUAUGGGGUGUUGUGUGUAGAUUGAUGAGGGGAAAAAAAUACUGUAAAACGUUUUAGAAUAAGGCUGUAAUGUAACAAUGUGGAAAAAGUGACGGGAUCUAAAUACUUUCCGAAUGCACUGUAUAAUAUACUGAACAAAAAUAUAAACGCAACAUGUAAUGUGUUGGUCCCAUGUUUCAUUAGCUGAAAUAAAAGAUCAAAGAAAUGUUCCAUACGCACAAAAAGCUUAUUUCUCUCAAAUUUUGUGCACACAUUUCUUUACAUCCCUGUUAGUGAGCAUUUCUCCUUUGCCAAGAUAAUCCAUCAAGAAGCUUAUUAAACAGCAUGAUCAUUACACAGGUGCACCUUGUGCUGGGGACAAUAAAAGGCCACUCUGAAAUGUGAGGUUUUGUCACACAACACAAUGCCACAAGUUUUGCGAGAGCGUGCAAUUGGCAUGCUGACUGCAGGAAUGUCCAACAGAGCUGUUGACAGAGAAUGUAAUGUUAAUUUCUCUACCAUAAGUCGUUUUGGAGAAUUUGGCAGUACGUCCAACCGGCCUCACAACCGCAGACCACGUGUAGUCACGCCAGCCCAGGACCUCCACCUCCGGCUUCUUCACCUGCGGGAUCACCUGAGACCAGCCACCCAGACAGCUGAUGAAACUGAGGAGUAUUUCUGUCUGUAAUAAAGCCCUUUUGUGGGGAAAAACGUAUUCUGAUUGGCUGGGCCUGGCUCCCCAGUGGGUGGGCCUAUGCCCUCCAAGGCCCACCCAUGGCUGCGCCCCUGACCAGUCAUGUGAAAUCCAUAGAUUAGGACUAGGGGUGUAACGAUUCGUUUUAACAACGAUUCGAUUUGUAUCACGAUUCGUGGUUGUCGAUACUAUUCAAGGACGAUAUUGGUUCAUUUAGAACGAUACGAUCCGAAACGAUUCAGUGACUUGAAAUCGAUUCAGUAACCUUUUAGCCAAAAAUUCAACCAGUGUGACUGAAAUAAAUACCUGGUAACCAGUUGCAUUUUAAUGGCUGGCAAUAGUCUUUAUAUUUUUAACAGUGUUUCAUGCCUCCAUGCAGACCAUCUGGUAUUAUGAAACUUACCCAGUUCCACAAAGGAGAUCCCAUUUUCUUCACAUAGCUUUAUUCAGUGCAGCAGUUUUUUUUGCUCUAGCAUCGCUCACACCAUCAGCGGGGAGUUACGAGCCAAGUUGCAGUCUGCUGAAUUUUGGGGGCUGCUUUUUGAUGGAUCUGAUGUUUAGCUUUAUGGAAAGAGAAAAAUAUUAAACAGAGCUUGCCGCUGUUCUUCAUUCAGCUUGUCUCGCCAUCUGGCAAGUGGGCGACUGGACAUUUAUUCUCGGCUAGCUUUUAGCAAUGGCUUGCGCCACAUUCGUGUACUCCUUGCUCUUUUCAUGUUUGUCAAAUAAAGGAUGGUUGAAAUUCUUUGAGCCUUUAUAAAAUGCACCUGUUUUGUCUGCUAGAUGUGGAUUUGAGCGGCAAAUCUUGCACCACAUUUCAGUGCGCUCAUCGUUAGCUUCAAGCCACUGCACAUCUUGGAGCCACUUUUCCGAAAAAAGUAUUUUCUUCGGCUCUGGCUCCAGUUGGCGUUUCUUUGUAGGUGGCGAAACGCCAAAGAAGCUGCUUAAUGUCUGUUGCUUUUGGACAUCCCUGACAGUAGUUGACAAGCAACAUGUCAUGUGUAAGGUUAGAUGAGAAGAUCGGUCAAGUACGCAAAGGCGCGUAGUAACACAGGUGGCAUUACGCAUUCCUGAUUUUUGUCGCGCUUGCGUAUCUGCGUACCAGUUAUGUGCACCCCUGCAUAUAAAGUCUGACGUGCUUAAAUCCAAUGGGUUAUUUCCUAGUAUCGAUACAAUCGAUUUAUUACAUUUUAAAACGAUGUUAGAUCGAUAUAUGUUGUCCAAAAGGCCAACUCGCCGAGCACAGAUCGAUGUAGUUGGAUCAUAUGAAUAUAAAUCGAUACAUCGAUGUAGUAGAUGGAUCGUUACACCCCUAAUUAGGACCUAAUUAAUUUAUUUCAAUUGACUGAUUUCCUUAUAUGAACUGUAACUCAGUAAAAUCAUUGAAAUUGUUGCAUGCUGCGUUUUAUAUUUUUGUUCAGUAUAAAUGAUGUGUGGUGUAGCAUGCUCAGUAACAUGAGGACACGGUGGGUAUAAGUAAGGGGAAGUUUACUCAGCAAGCUUAGCACUCCAUACAUCAUCAGCACAUGCAUUCUCUUCUUCGACAUAUCUGAUAUCCUGAUCUAAUUGUACAACACUAUGAUCCCUCUCAAUUCUCUCUUGCAGAGUGUGGAACGUGCAGAGGUUCCAGGCCAUCGCCCAGAAGGUGCUCCCCCACCCAUCAUUUGUCUACUGUGCUCAGUACCACCCUACGGCCCAGGGCAUGGUGGUGACGGCUGGGUACGACUGUCUGGUGAGGGUCUGGAGGGUGGACGUCAAGGAUAUCAACGGACUGCUGCUCCAGGAGUUUGAUGGUCACAAGAGCUUCAUCAACGCUCUGUGUUUCAACUCUGAAGGUAUGGAGUCAGUAAAUCAAUCAAUCACAUUUAUUUAUAAAGCACUUCUUACUUCAGCAGUCUCUUUCUAUUGGAGAAUAACUGUUUUUUGUUCCUGACUAGAGUAUAUAUUCAUGGCAUUUGGUGGAUGGCUUACCGCCCUUAUCGCAUGAGGAUUGAAAUAUGGAAGUAAUGUGUUUACUGUAUGUCUAUUCAGGAAACCGAAUGUUCUCUGCGGACAACGUUGGGUUCAUCAUUGUGUGGCGGACGUCGGUUGAUGACAGUCUGCAUCAGAGACCGUGUCGUCACUGGAAGAUUGAGAAGGUUUGAGAACAAUUUUUUUAGCAUGAAGUGUCUUAUGCUGGUGACAAUGUUCCCUCUGGGGAUCAAUAAAGUGUAUUCAUUCAUUCAAAUUAGAGAGCUGGAUUAAUACUUUAUUUUACCCUGCAGGAGAUAGAAGAGUGUGACCUGAAUGGCCUUCCCAUCAACACAUUAGAGGUCCAUCCUAAUGGUCGUCGUCUACUGAUCCACGCCAAAGACAGCGUUGUCAGGGUGAUGGAUCUCAGAGUGUAAAUAUAUAUAUAUAUUUUUUUUAAACCCCAAUUGAGACCAGAGUCUCAUUUCCAUUGGUGCCCUGAGUUUAUUAGGUAUACCAAUCUGGUACCGGGUCGGACCCCCAUUUGCCUCCAGAACAGCAUGAAUUCUUCAGGGCAUGGAUUCUACAAGGUGUUGGAAACGUUCGUUGCUCAAGGGACCUAACGUGUGCCAGAAAAACAUUCCCCAAACCACCGCCACCAGCCUGUAACAUGCUGCUUACGCCAAAUCCUGACCCUGCCAUCAGCAUGACGCAACGGGAACCGGGAUUGGUCGGACCAGGCGAUUUUUCUUUCCACUCCUCAAUUAUCCAGUGUUGGUGAUCGCGUGCCCACUGGAAACGCUUCUACUUGUUUUUAGCUGAUAGGAAUGGAACCCUGUGUGGUCGUUUGCUGCAAUAGCCCAUCAGUGACAAGGAUCGAUGAGUUGUGCGUUCUGAGAUGCCGUUCUGCACACCACUGUUGUACUGCGCCAUUAUUUGUCUGUUUGUGGCCCGCCUGUUGGCUUGCACAACAAUUCUUUCCAAUUCCUUUGACCUUUCUCAUUAAUGAGCUGUUUUAGCCCACAGGACUGCCGCUGACUGAAUGUUUUUUGUUUGUCGCACCGUUCUCGGUAAACCCUAGACACUGUCGUGAGUGAAAAUCCCGGGAGGGCGGCCAUUUCUGAGAUACUGGAUCCGGUGCACCUGGCACCGACGAUCAUACCACGCUCAAAGUUGCUUAGGUCACUCGUUUUUCCCAUUCUAACAUUCAAUCGAACAGUAACUUAAUGCCUCUGCCUGCUUUAUAUAGCAAGGCACGGCCCCGUGACUCACUGUCUGUAGGACAGUGUCCGGUGAGUGUAGUUGUGUAUUGCCAUAACUCAAGUAAGUUUCCAUGUUCCUUUUAUUUAUCUAAUGUACAGACUUCUAAAAUGUCAUUUGUGUGUGUGUUGUUGCAGAUUGGCUGUGAAGAAAUACACAGGUGCCACUAACUACAGGGAGAGGAUCCACAGCACGUUCACACCCUGUGGGAGCUUCAUCUUCUCAGGCAGCGAGGAUGGGAUGGCCUACGUGUGGAAUGCAGAAACAGGUGAGGAAAAGCCAGCCACAUCUGAUCAUCCAGUAUGAAUUUAGACACAAACAAAAAACAAACAAUGCAUGCACUUAGGGCCAGUUUCCAGAAUCCAGAUUAAGCAUAGUCCUGGACUAAAAAGCCUGCUCAAUGGAUAAUCUCCAUUGAAAUUGCUUUCUGUUCCAGGACUAAUCUAAAUCUGUAUCUGGGGAAACUGGCCCUAGCUAAGUGCAUGCAUAGUUUUUUUGUUUUGUUAUGAUCAAUAAUAACUGCUGGUUUUGUGCCUGCAUCUACCAGGUGACCAGGUGGCGGUGUACUCGGAGCUGUGUUACCCCACAGCCCUCCGUGGUGUGGCCUUCCACCCUCAUGAGAACAUGGUGGCCUUCUGUGCCUUCGGUCAUAGCCAGCCUGUGCACGUGUACUUGUACGACCUCCGAGGUGAGCAGCUCAUUAUUGUACUGAGAUAGAUCACUUUAAUGAGAAGAUCUUAGGAACACGCCUCAGCUGUGCCUGAGUACCUGGCUCAGAGCAUUCAAAUAAUUGUAUUUUAAGAGGACAGUGGCGUUACCAAAGAUGGUGGAUAAAUGAAGAUAGUUCACUCAAGCCAUUUACCAUUGUAAAAAAUAUUAAAUGCUCCUUUCUGUGUAGGUGGGCAUUCCCUCUCUUGCGUGAGAUUGCUUUCCAACGUGAGCUCACGGUUCCUCCGUAAUAUCUGGCAUGCUCAAGUGAGAGAGGGAACAACUGGCUCUGGUCUACUUAUUGUCCCCUCCCCGCUCGUCCCACCCGCCCUGCCUAGAAAAAAUGUGCCAGUGAGAUGUCUUGCUCUAGGACAUAAGUAGACCAGAGUGGCCCCGCCCCGAUCAGAAGAAAUUAGGGAGUGGGAUGUCUUGCUUUCUCUGGCGUUACUAAGUCUUGAUUCCACACAACUUGAGUCAUUAGUGUAGGAGUCAUUUGACUGUUUAUAGCAGGGGUGUCUGGCCCACGGGUGGUUUGAGUAAAAUAAAAAAAGUAUAAGAAGUAUUUUUUUGGGGGGGGUGAAACGAGCACAAUAUACUUUAAAAUGUCUAAAACCUAAUUGAAACUGUGUAGAAAUUAUAAUGGACCUACAUUCAUACACUUUCUGGACUGUGUCCAGCUCGCUAAUAAUCACCGAAAUGAAAACUAGACAGUCAGGGAGCAUCGAAAAUUCCAAAAACAAUGGAUAGAGGACUAUUUUUUGGUGAUUUUGACAGCGAGGAAAUAUAUAUUUUUUAAAUUGUGCUGCCCUCCGGACCUCAUUGAAGACCGAAUGCGGCCCCGGGGCAAAAUGAGUUUGACAGCCCUGGUUUAUAACCUUAUUGAAUAUUUUGUGUAAACUUAGUCUGUUUUGGGAUGUUUGAAAAUGGUAGCUAACGGGUUCGCAUAAGGCCUUGAGAUUGGGUAGACUGUGAGUAUUCUUUGCUGUUUUGUGGACUGAGUGGAAAAAGAUGCGCUGAGUACAACACUGGAUAACACAUUAAAGUGAUUCCACUUGUUUCCAACGUGGUCCCUGAUGGAAUACACACUAUCAAAUCAAAUUUUAUUUGUCACGUGUUUAGCAGAUGUUAUAGCGGGUGUAGCGAAAUGCUUGUGCUUCUAGCUCCGACAGUGCAGUAAUAUCUAACAAGUAAUAUCUAACAAUUUCACAACAUAUACCCAAUACAACACAAUCUAAGUAAGGACAGUGGGAUAUUUAUCCCCAAUUUGCACUCCCACUUAAAAGAUGAGAGGCCUGAAUUUUAUCAUAGUAGUCAACUUGACAGACAAAAUGGAAAAAAAAUCCAGAAAUCACAUUGUAGAUUUUAAUGAAUUAUGGAUUGGGUGGAAAUAGUAUUUGGCCAUAAAAAAGUUCUAAAACUUGUAUAACCCUUGUUGGCAAGACACAGGUCAAACGUUUUCUGUAAGUCUUCACAAGGUUUUCACACACUGUUGCUGGUAUUUUGGCCCAUUCCUCCAUGCAGAUCUCUUCUAGAGCAGUGAUGUUUUGGGGCUGUCGCUGGGCAACACAGACUUUCAUCUCCCUCCAAAGAUUUUCUAUGGGGUUGAGAUCUGGAGACUGGCUAGGCCACUCCAGGACCUUGAAAUGAUUCUUACGAAGCCACACCUUCGUUGCCCGGGCGGUGUGUUUGGGAUCAUUGUCAUGCUGAAAGACCCAGCCACGUUUCAUCUUCAAUGCCCUUGCUGAUGGAAGGAGGGUUUCACUCAAAAUCUCACGAUACAUGGCCCCAUUCAUUCUUUCCUUUACACGGAUCAGUCGUCCUGGUCCCUUUGCAGAAAAACAGCCCCAAAGCAUGAUGUUUCCAACCCCAUGCUUCACAGUAGGUAUGGUGUUCUUUGGAUGCAACUCAGCAUUCUUUGUCCUCCAAACAUGACGAGUUGAGUUUUUACCAAAAAGUUAUAUUUUGGAUUCAUCUGACCACAUGACAUUCUCCCAAUCCUCUUCUGGAUCAUCCAAAUGCACUUCAGACGGGCCUGGACAUGUACUGGCUUAAGCAGGGGGACACGUCUCGCACUGCAGGAUUUGAGUCCCUGGCGGCGUAGUGUGUUACUGAUGGUUGGCUUUGUUACUUUGGUCCCAGCUCUCUGCAGGUCAUUUACUAGGUCCCCCUGUGUGGUUCUGGGAUUUUUGCUCACCGUUCUUGUGAUCAUUUCGACCCCACGGGGUGAGAUCUUGCGUGGAGCCCCAGAUCGAGGGAGAUUAUCAGUGGUCUUGUAUGUCUUCCAUUUCCUAAUAAUUGCUCCCAGUGUUGAUAUCUUCAAACCAAGCUGCUUACCUAUUGCAGAUUCAGUCUUCCCAGCCUGGUGCAGGUCUACAAUUUUGUUUUUGGUGUCCUUUUACAGCUCUUUGGUCUUGGCCAUUGUGAAGUUUGGAGUGUGACUGUUUGAGGUUGUGGACAGGUGUCUUUUAUACUGAUAACAAGUUCAAACAGGUGCCAUUAAUACAGGUAACGAGUGGAGGACAGAGGAGCCUCUUAAAGAAGAAGUUACAGGUCUGUGAGAGCCAGAAAUCUUGCUUGUUUGUAGGUGACCAAAUACUUAUUUUCCACCAUAAUUUGCAAAUAAAUUCAUAAAAAAUCCUACAAUGGGAUUUUCUGGAUUUUUUUUUCUCAAUUUGUCUGUCAUAGUUGACGUGUACCUAUGAUGAAAAUUACAGGCCUCUCUCAUCUUUUUAAGUGGGAGAACUUGCACAAUUGGUGGCUGACUAAAUACUUUUUUCCCCCACUGUAUACAUAUAUGGAUAAGCAAUGACAGAGCGGCAUGGACUAAGAUACAGUAGAAUAUUAUAGAAUACAGUAUAUACAUAUGAGAUGAGUAAUGCAAGAUAUGUAAACAAAAUAUAAAGACAAAACAAAAAAUAUUUUUCUCUCUGUUUCUCCUCAGUGGCCCAGCUGGAAGUGGAGAGUUUGAAGGGCCACAGCAGGUCUGGAUCAGCCGACACUAAGAUGUUCAGGAACACAUCUGACCCAGUCACGUUCCAGGACACCUCCGGAGCAGCCAUGGACUGCUUCGCCAAAGCAGCCAGACUGUCUAUGAAGAUGCAGCGCGUCAAAGAUAAGCUGGACUCUGUUCUAGUGAGUAUAAAUCUUGUUUUGAUUUCGUUUUAAAACGCGAAUUAUAUUUUGACUCCAAACUGUGACGGUAAAUCAUUAUGCAAAUGUGCUUGAAUUUAAUAAUGACCCUCUCAAACACAUUUUUGUAGGAACCAUCUCAGAACUCCUCUGCUGUGGAACACUUGUAUGAGCAAGGUAUGCUUUAACAAUGAUAUUGGUAUGUUUAUGCGACAAUAUGUUGACAUUUAUUCGACAUGUUUUUGUGGUUUAAAGGGUGCAUAUAUCAGAUGGGGAGGAGCCUAUCCCAGGAAGCUGGCCCAGUAAGUAGUACACGUAUUAACUCUGUAAACACUUCAUAUUAACCGUUUUAUUGUCCACAAAGAGGCCCCCUUUGCUCCGACCUCUGUGUGUAUGUGUGUAGCCUGGAGGGGUUGGGAUAAAGCAGAACACAUUUAAGUUACCCUGUAUUCUUCUUCUACUGUUUUCAGAUGAGCUUGAACUCGUCCCUGCCUUCCUCCGUCCCUCCUGUCACCACACUCCAAACUGCAGCUGUCUGGUUCCCUGGGAGCUCAGUUCAUCCCCCAGGCACCCCUCACCUCCCAGAACCGUGAGUGGCUCUAACCAGGCCCUUUCUUUGAAAGAAUUGGUCCACUCCUCGCCUCCCGGCCUUCAUUGCACUGAUCCUUAAUCUAAAAGAACUGACCAGGUGAAGGCCAGCCUAAAGAUGAGCUUCCACCAUAAUGUUUUCAACUGUCAAGUGUUUCCCUAUCAGUGCAGAUGAAGGGAAGGAGACAGAUUGUACUGCCACAGGUCUAUGAAUCUAAGCAGCUCUGUGAACCACUGUGUCAUCAAUCAUUUGUAAGAAUUGAUGUCCGUUUACCCAAAUGAGCUUAAGACCCAUUCAUGCAGAAUGAGAGCUUUGGCCAGACAUUUCAACAACAUUGCAAGGGAAGGUUUGGACAAAACGCAACAUUCCCAGACUCACGAGACCUGUUAAGGAUCUUACAGAGCAGCAUGUUCACUGUACAUAAGGACCAAGACGAGCCUCUCCUUGUCUUCAGCGCUGUCCGUAGCCGUAGGUGUUCACACCUCUACGAUUAUGGUUUAUCUUCGAUUUAAUAUAUUCAUCUAGUAUUUCCUUUCUCUCCUUUUCUUCUCUGUUUGCAGGUGGUUUCAGCCCAGUGGGUCAGCAUCUAGGAAGAACGCCAUCUCUCAGGCUACAGACAGUAAGUCACUAUUAUAAUGUUAUAUCUGGAAGCUCUUUAUGCUUUUCUCAUUGCUUCCUUUUAUAUGUAUUUUAUUGGGUUUUAAACAGUAACUUUAUUUUAGUCUUGUGGACUGAAUAUUUUCUUUAUCUAUUUGAAAGAGACCGACGUAACGCAUGAAGUUGAAUAUGGAAUUGAAGUUUAGGAACGUUCCCUUUCUUCCCUCAGAGCUUCCCUGAUCAUCUGUCUACAGCCAUUAGAGUGGAAGCAGAUUCCUUGGUACCAGUUCAGCAAACAGUAAGUUCAUGUUUUUAUUCUAACAUUGACAACUGUAUGCAUUAUAAGAACAUACUAUACCCAACAAUCAAAUAUGACAAUUUAACAUAAGCAGUUAUUUUAACACCAUGGUCAACCAUUCUUAAAUACUUUUAAUUUCUCUUCCUCUCUGUCAGGUUGUCUCUUUGUAUGACUACAGUGCUACGCGGUCAGAUGAGUUAACGGUACAGCGUGGUGAUGUCAUCCAUGUGCUCUACAAAGACAACGACAACUGGUGGUUUGGCCGGCUGGCUAACGGACAGCAGGGAUACUUCCCAGCUACCUAUGUUGCGGAAGAGCGUAAGUAGAGUUUUAUAUAUUUUCCACAUUAAUAUAAUAUAUGCACUUAGCAGACUCUUUUCUCCAAAGCAACUUACAUUACAGUGAUUGCAUACAUUUUAUUGAGAGCUUGAUCCCUAUGGGAAACCCACAAACCCACCUUGGUGUUGUUAGCAGCAUACUCUUACCAACUAAGCCACACAGGACCACUUUUCUACAUGAAAAAGAACCCCAUGUGGAUAUACAGCCUAUAAAGUCAAGUCUGUAUGGAUGUGGUGUUGUUGCUGAGCUAUUUCCCUCGUCUGUCCCAGGGGAUUACAACGAGGAGCUGUCUCAGGCCCUAAAGGCACAGUCUGCCCUGUCUGAACAGACCGACCAAUCAGCUCCUCUGUCUGAACCGCGGACCGACCUAUCAGUCCCUCCGUCUGAACGGACUGACCAAUCAGAUGAGAGGUUGACACCUACCAAGGUAAGGAGAGAGUGGGUUCUGUUUCAGUGAUCGUUGUGUGAUGUAGCUGAAGUGUCUCUUGGUUCUGAUGGAGCAGGGUACUUAAAGUAAAAUCAUUGAUUGAUGAUUUAUUUUAGAAUUUACCCAGACAUCCCCUCCACCAAUACAGUCCUCAGCUCAUCCUAGUUCGAAAAUCAACAGGUUAAGACAACGUCGUCACAAAUCUGGGACCAGCGUUGUUGCUAACUACCUACGCCGUUGCUAACUUGCAUAGUUAGUCCCAUUGUUGCAAAGAGUUAUGGGAUAUUAGAAUCCUGUUGUCUUAACCUUUGUCAUCUUCAACCUAGAGGUCAUCUCGUUCUCCUUCUUCAGGGAACCAAGGUUAUAUGAAUUACUGGUCAUUUCCUUGUCCCUUCUUUUUUUGAACUCUCCCUCCACUCACAGGUGUCAGCUGCCGUUGUCUCUGGGGAACUCAAGUUCAUCUCUGAGCUGGACACAGACCCUGAGCAGCCUGCUGCCACCAAGUAAGUCCUCUUCCUCACAGCGACAGUCCUCAUAAGUCACAGCAGUGGCUCUGAUAUCAUCCCGAUAGUUUGUGUACACUCGUCUUCUAACCACAUGGAGAGAAAAUGAACUUACUAGAUAUGUUAUAUAGCUUAUAAUUUAUACUAGAUACUUUAUUCGAUUACAUCAAAUUGGUUUAAGUGCUGAAGUGUUAGAUUGGUUCCAAAACGAACUCUCUGACAGAACACAGUGUGUGGCUCUGGAGGGCAUGAAAUCAGACUUUUGACAGCUUACAAAAAGAGUCCCUUAAGGUUCCAUUUUAGGGCCGGCUCUUAUUACACUGUAUGAAAUAGGGAGAAAUUGAAAGUCUGCAGAACUCCAUCCAUAUGCUGACGACACAAUCGUUUACUCUUGUGCCUCUAAAAUUGAGAAGGCUUUUCUGGAUUUACAACUAGCAUUUGAUGACAUUCACAAACAACUUUCUCAACAAAUGGAGUCACUUGCAGAUUUGAACUGUAAAUGAUGAUUGAUUGAUGAUGAUUGACUGAUUUGAAAUAGUAUGUAUGCAUUUGAACUAAGUUUUAGACAGCAUAUUUUCCCAUAACGUUCUUUGGUCUUGUAGUGAGCUACGAAAUACUUAGAACUGGGCGAGUGGGUAUCUCUGACUGAGUUUAAAACUCUGACUGAAAUGUUGUUGACCGCUGUAAUUGUUUUAAAUGUAUUGUCCUUGUAUGUGCUCUUGUAUUUUAUGGUCACGCUGACUACUUCCUGCUGACCUCUUGCCAGGUCCCCUUCCCAAAGUAUUUUAAAAAAAUAUAUAAAUAAAUGUCAGGCCAAUGUGUUUUUCCCCCAUGUUUCUCAAAAGAGUGAAGAAAAAGAAAAAGAAGUUGGUGAAGAAGUUGGAAGCUCCGUCGUCACCAGCCAGUGUCUCCGACCCUGAUGCCCCAGGAACGUCAUCUACCAGGAGGAAGGCCAAGGCUGCAGGCAGCAGACCACUGCCCCCCAGCCCCAGGACAGGACAGUCCAACAGCACCUUGGAGCCUGAUACCUAG